This is a messenger RNA of Nanorana parkeri, 1092 nucleotides long. Its product is annotated as zinc finger protein 239-like. The transcript is spliced from 3 exons. Gene Ontology annotation, molecular function: DNA-binding transcription factor activity, RNA polymerase II-specific; RNA polymerase II cis-regulatory region sequence-specific DNA binding. The record is from RefSeq and is a predicted model, not a curated record. Bases 1 to 1092 code for a protein of 363 amino acids. Gene Ontology annotation, cellular component: nucleus. NCBI's taxonomy places the organism in Eukaryota, Metazoa, Chordata, Amphibia, Anura, Dicroglossidae. Gene Ontology annotation, biological process: regulation of transcription by RNA polymerase II; central nervous system development.
AUGGCUCCCUACUCUCAAUAUCUUGUCGUUUUCCGUACCGAUCCUCCAGAUGGGCGAUACGUGAGGAAUCAUUCGAACAGACGUCCCAUUGUCACUCCAAAUGGUGAAACAGAUGAUGAUGAUGACCUCACCCCCGAUUCUUCAGAAGAAAACCCUGUUCCCCAUCCCGCAGUUCAUAUUGGAGAUCUCUCGUCUGCUCCAUCUACUCGUGGGGGGAGUUUUCCCGGGGGUGGAUCAUGCCUGUGCUCCGAGUGUAAUAAAUGUUUCACCGAGAGAACAAAACUUAUCGAACAUCAAAGGACGCACACGCGGCAGAAGCCGUUCUCCUGUUCUGAAUGCGGCAAAUGUUUCUCUUGGAAGUCCUCUCUCAUUACGCACGAGAGGGUUCACACUGGGGAGAAGCCGUAUUCAUGUUCUCAUUGCAGCAAGUGUUUCACGGACAGGUCGAACCUCUCCACGCACGAAAAGACGCACACAGCAGAGAAGCCGUUUGCCUGUUCCGACUGUGGUGAAAGUUUUUCCCAGAAGGGCUAUCUUCUUUCUCAUCAGAGGACUCACAGGGAGGAGAAGCCCUAUUCAUGUUCCGAAUGCGGGAAGUGCUUUUCAUGGAGGAGGCUUCUGGUGAGGCACCAGAGAAUUCACUCGGGGGAGAAGCCAUACCUGUGUUCUGAAUGUGGGAAACGUUUCACCGACGGUCCAGAUCUCGCUAGACACAAGAGGAUCCACACGAGCGACCGGCCGUAUUCGUGUUCUGAAUGUGGGAGAGGCUUCACCAAUAAAUCCAAUCUGGUCCAGCACCAGAGGGUCCACACCGGUGACCACCCAUAUUCAUGCCCCGAAUGUGGGAAAGGCUUCUCUUAUUUUCCUUUUUAUGACGCACUUGUUAUUCGCUGGAAUGGCUGCUCUUAUUUACGUAAUAAGAAGAAAUUUGUUAGCCCCAAGAAGCCCAAAGCUGCAGCCCAGAAAGUAGCCAAGAGCCCGGCUAAGAAGGCGCCGAAAUCGAAGACAUCCAAGAGUACGGCUAAGAAGGCGCCGAAGCCCAAGACAGCCAAGAGUCCGGCUAAGAAGACCGCCAAGCCCAAGAAGAGAUAA